UAGCGGCGAAACGGAAAUGACGUAGGCUGUCUAUCCACUGGUGUCUAGCAGGAGGCGAGUCUGCGGGGUUGCAGCUGGAUGCUAUUGUAGAGAGUGGACAUGCAAAAAGUGGUCAAAAGAACCGCUGCACAUCAGGAUCGUCUGUAAAACAGGUCUGUUUCAUCAAACCCAGGGAUCAAGAUUUUUUUCAUCUUCAGUAAACCCAUUUAUGAAUUAGAGAAAUAAUUUCUGUUAUUCGACAAGGUCCACUUCAUCAUAUGCAAAAUGGGUAAUGAAGACACUGAGGAUCAAACAGAUGUAAUGAAACUGGAAGAAGCAUCAGGAUCUUCAUAUGAUUCCAUAAUGGCAGAUAAAUCUGGUUGUUUGCAGAUCAAAAACACGUUUCGAAAAAGAAAGCAAAGAACAAAAGCCAGCAAAAAUGUUACUUGUCUUCAUUGUGGAAAGGGGUUUAAAAGGAAAAAAUACCUUAUGAAGCACAUGAUAACCCACACUGAAGAAAAGAUUUUCACCUGCCCUCAGUGUGAGAAAAGUUUCAAAAGCAGAGAAGCACUUAAAGGUCACAUAAGAAUUCACACUGGAGAACGUCCAUACACAUGCCUUCAGUGUGAAAAGAGUUUUACACAGAAAUGUAGUUUUAAAAGCCACAUGAGAAUUCACACCGGAGAGCGCUCACAACCAUGUUCUCAGUGUGGAAAGAGUUUUAGACAAAAACAAAGUCUUAAACUCCACAUGAGAAUUCACACGGGAGAGCGUCCAUACCCAUGUCUUCAGUGUGGAAAGGGUUUUAUGCAUAAACAUAGUCUUAAAAACCACAUGAGAAUUCACACUGGAGAGCGCUCGCAACCAUGUUCUCAUUGUGGAAAGAGUUUCUCAGAUCCAAGUAAUCUCAAACUCCACAUGAGAAUUCACACCGGAGAGCGUCCGUACCCAUGUCUUCAGUGUGGGAAGAGUUUCAUAUACAAUUAUAGUCUUGAUUACCACAUGAGAAUUCACACAGGAGAGCGUCCGUACCCAUGUCUUCAGUGUGAAAAGAGUUUCACAAGCAAAGCUAAUCUAACGGUCCACAUGAGAUUACACACAGGCGAGCGACCUUACACAUGUCUUCAGUGUGAAAAGAGUUUUAAACACAAAAAAAGUCUUGACAACCACAUGACAAUUCACACUUGAAAAUGACCAUUCCCAUGUCUUCAGUGUGGAAAGAAUUUCACAAAAAAAAGUAAUUUGACGAUCCACAUGAGAAUUCACACCUGAGAACAUUUAUA
Molecule: messenger RNA, 1262 nt
Organism: Misgurnus anguillicaudatus (oriental weatherfish)
Lineage: Eukaryota; Metazoa; Chordata; Actinopteri; Cypriniformes; Cobitidae
Biological process (GO): regulation of transcription by RNA polymerase II
Cellular component (GO): nucleus
Molecular function (GO): DNA-binding transcription factor activity, RNA polymerase II-specific; RNA polymerase II transcription regulatory region sequence-specific DNA binding
Source: RefSeq, a predicted model, not a curated record